GGCUACUGUGCCAGGGGCGGAGCUAUGACGUGAGCCAUAGAGCGAGGAGCUUGUGAGAGUCUUUUCCUCACGUCAUUUGAUUUGAUGGCAAGUGCUGGAAGCACAGGGAGCCUCGCGGUGGGGAUUUUAUUUCUCUUCGCUCUCCCCACCUCCUCCGUUGUAUAAUGAGUCUCCUUCCCGGCCGGACACGGACACAGACUCGGCCUUAAACGCCGGAGCCACAUAUGGAGCUGCCGCUACACUGGGGGGAGGGGCGUCCGUGAUGCGUUAGAGAGCUCAGGUGUAAGUGCGCGGGGUUCCGGGGUUGUACAGCAACAGGAGACCUUCGCACAGAGGACCCCCCGCAUCUUGCUUGGCUCAAUCUCUGUUAUACAGACCGUUAGUAUCCCAUGACUGGAAGUAAGAAGAUAGGCUCACAUAUAUGUUGGCUAAAGCAGGAAAGCGAAAGUUUGACGAGCAUGAAGAUGGGAUGGAAGGCAAAGUGGUGUCCCCAACAGACGGACCAUCCAAAGUGUCCUACACGUUACAGCGCCAGACUAUUUUCAACAUUUCCCUUAUGAAACUCUAUAACCACAGGCCGCUGACCGAGCCACGCUUACAAAGAACAGUUUUAAUCAACAACAUGUUGAGGCGAAUACAGGAUGAAAUGAAGCAAGAAGGUAGUUUGAGGCCUGUGUUUAUCAGCACUCCUCAGUCUACAGACCCUCUUGGUGACGCCUAUCAGGAGGCACAGCCUGCAUUCAGCCAUCUUGCCCCUCCUCCGGUUCAACCUAAUGACCUACUAAGCACUACACCACUAGAGUCUUGCCUCACCCCAGCAUCUUUGCUUGAGGAGGACACGUUUUGCACUUCUCAGACAACUCAGCAGAAUGGUCCGAGCAUCAGACUACCACCACCAACACCUCCUCCACCCCCUAUCCAGCCAGUAAAGGACAGUUUCUCUUCAGCUUUGGAUGAGAUUGAGGAAUUAUGUCCAACAUCUACCUCCACAGAGGCAGCUGCAACAGAAGAAGCAACGGCACAUGUAAAUGAUGAUACUGCUGCAGCUAGUACCCACAAGCCAGAGGGAACACGAGAGAGACGAACAAGUGAGCCAAAACCAAUGGAUUCCCUUCCAGGAAAUUUUGAAUUAACAACAUCCACUGGCUUUCUUACUGACUUAACCUUGGAUGAUAUUCUCUUUUCUGAUAUUGAUACAUCCAUGUAUGAUUUUGAUCCUUGCACAUCCAAUGCUGGAACAGCCUCUAAGAUGGCUCCAGAUGAGCUUCUGAAAACAUUAUCUCCUUAUAGCAGCCAACCAGUAGCCCCAAGUCAGCCUUUUAAAAUUGACCUCACGGAAUUAGAUCAUAUCAUGGAGGUUCUGGUUGGCUCCUAAACAAGGUGACUUUUUUUUAUUACCUGUAACCCCAUAGAUUCACAGCACUGUGCAUGCAUUCUCUCUUGCCUUUGACCAAAACAAUAAUGAUCAUGGUACAUUUUGCGUUACGCUGUAUUGGAGUGCCUUGUGUAUGACUACUUUGGAGACAUUUUUGAUGUGGUUCUCCAAGGAUCUAACCACAGUCCACCGAUGAUUUCGUAUUACAAACAGUUUAUUAACAGCAAAGACAUCAGUUUCAAUUGUAAAUGUUAAGCACAAGGAUAAUGUUGGGGGAACGCUGUAAAUUGCAUGUGCAUAAUUGUCUAUUUUUUCAAUAAGUUUUAUUGCAAAAGGUAAAUUUUAUUAUUUAGAUAAUCAGAGUCCAUUUUUGGCAUUUUAUUCAUUCUUAGGUUGAAAAAUAGUAAAAAAAAUAAAUAAAAUAGAGGCAUUAAUUGUGGCUUUUACAGUAAAAUAGCAUAUACAUGGCUGCUUAGAUACCGCCACCCGAAUGUUUUUAUAUUUUUGUACAGAUUCUAUCAUUUAUUAUAUUGUAUUUCUAGAAAAUGUUAAAAAAAAAACCUGUGUUUGUACAAACACACACACAAUUAUUUUGAUGAAGUUAUAGAGAUAUAGCCCUUCCUAUUUCUAACAUGCAACACUAGGCCUGUGCUUUUGUAAUCCUUUCAAUUGGUUUCUAUAUUUUAUGGUGCAAAAAUGGUCAUGGAUCAAAGAGAGCCUGCAAUAAUUUCCAAACUUGGGUCUAUGUUGGAGUGGAUUGGGAGUAAGUGGAGAUAUGCCAUGUUUUUUUAGUUUUUGCUUGCAAAGAGUCUACGUUUUUUUUCUGCAGCCUCUUCUGUGGGUCAAAAAGGCUCCCAAAAAGUGUAUUUCCGUAGGCAACGCGUUUUCUUAUAGUGGCUCUAACUUCCUGCUCAGCUGACUGUAUUUUUAGUGCUGCUGUGGUCGAAAAAGGAAGCAGAAACCAGUCUAUUACUACAGACCUUACUGGGUAAGUCGUGGGCAAAUGGCUCUUCCCAACCUGCAGAAAAACAGCACAUGCACUUUUUGUUGGAUUCUAUAGGAACCCCUAAAUAUUAGAGCAAUGUGUACUAAUGUUUUACUUCUUAAGAAGUAAGAAUCUCAGUCACUGGCCAAUUAUACUCCCAUAGAAACUUCCAUUGAAUUUAAACAUAACUUGUUCUAAAUGCCAACUCAUUCAGAAGAAAGGUGGGAUGGGGUUAUGAGUUAAAUUCACAGCUAUGGAUUAUGUUUUUAGCAUCAUCCAUAAAAUAUUGAUUGGCAUUAGAAAAUGGUCCA
This is a messenger RNA of Xenopus laevis (African clawed frog), 2671 nucleotides long. It is a transcript of the gene sertad2.S, whose product is annotated as SERTA domain containing 2 S homeolog. The record is from RefSeq and is a predicted model, not a curated record. Gene Ontology annotation, biological process: positive regulation of DNA-templated transcription. Gene Ontology annotation, cellular component: nucleus. The transcript is spliced from 3 exons. Lineage: Eukaryota; Metazoa; Chordata; Amphibia; Anura; Pipidae. Bases 422 to 1375 code for a protein of 317 amino acids.